AUGCCCCAGGAUAUGCCGCCCACCGGGGGCUACGAGCCCGUCCAGUACCGCCGCAACCUGCCGGCGCGCGGCUUCCGGCCAUCGGUGUACGUGGCGGGCAUUGGGCUGCUGAUGACGUACGGCUUCUACAAGCUGGGCAAGGGCAUCAGGGAGCACAACGAGCUCGCCCGCGAGAAAAUGUGGUCGCGCAUCCACCUGAUCCCGUUGCUGACGGCCGAGGAGGACCGCGAUCUCGUGCGCAGGCAUCUCGCUAACCAGGCCCGCGAGAAGGAGCUGCUUGGCAGCGAGACCAAGGUCUACAACAGCGACAGGUUCGUGCGCCCGACGUUUGCCAUCACCCCCAGGGAGGUGUCGGACUAG
Molecule: messenger RNA, 360 nt
Organism: Aplosporella prunicola CBS 121167
Lineage: Eukaryota; Fungi; Ascomycota; Dothideomycetes; Botryosphaeriales; Aplosporellaceae
Exons: 3
Coding region: 1-360 (119 amino acids)
Source: RefSeq, a predicted model, not a curated record